AUGAAAGCUUUACACUGUAUAAAUUCUUUCUUAGAAGGUGUUGGUAAAAAUAUAAUUGAUUUUUGCCUGGUAGAUUUUGAUUUAACUGUGAAUGAUGAUAAUAUCUUUGAAACCAUGAUUUCUGAAGAAAAAACUAAUAUUAAUUUUCAGUCAGACAUACAUUAUAAUGAGAGUUUAAAUAAAGAGCAACAAAAUGCGUAUGAUAUUAUUUUGGACUGUGUUUUAAAUGAUAAGAAUGGAAUGUUUUUUAUUGAUGAUCCAGGAGGCACUGGAAAAACAUAUUUGUACAAGGCAUUACUUUUUGGUGUACGAUCUCGAAAUCUUAUCGCACUAUCAACGGCAUUAUCAGGUGUGGCUGAAUCUCUAUUACCAGCUGGUAGAACAGGACAUUCAAGAUUUAAAAUUUCGCUUGAAGUAAGUUGUGAUAUGCGCUAUUCAGUGAGUAAACAGUCUGUGCUUGGUAAACUUUUAGCAUUGUCUAGGCUAAUAAUCUGGGAUGAAAUACCAAUGGUUCAUAAAUAUGCUUUUGAGGCUUUAGAUAAAAUGUUGAGAAACGUUACUGGAUGUCAAUUAUCAUUUGGUGGAAAAGUCGUGUGUGGAAGAGAUUUUCGCCAAGUUUUACCAGUAGUACAAAGAAGAACAAAAGAUAUAAUGAAGGCAAGUUUAGUUUCUUCGCAUCUAUGGCCUUCUUUUACACAGCUAGCAUUAACCGAAAAUAUGAGAGCUAAAUUAGAUCCUUCAUUUUGUGAAUAUUUGCUGAAAAUUGGGAAUGGAAUAGAGAGAACACAUUCAUGUCAAAUGAUUACAUUUCCUGAAGAUAUUACCAUCCAUUUUGAAGAUGAAUUUAAAUCAUUGAAGGAAUUAAUUGACAUUGUGUUUUUCAAUUUUCAGACAUAUGGAGACAACCUACAUAUUAUAAUGAGUAGAAUUAUUUUAACCCCAAAAAAUGAAUAUGCAGAUUUAAUAAACAAUAUGUUGCUUAAAGAAAUUCCGAGAGAGAAAAAUGUUAUCUUGGCUGAAAUUGGGAUAGGAGAAUAUUGUGGAAAGCAAUUAUUUUUACCUAGAAUUCCAUUUAUUCCUCUUGAAGGCGAUAAACAGUCUGUACCAUUUAAAAGAACUCAAUUUCUAAUUCGUCUAUGUUUUGCAAUGACCAUUAACAAAUCUCAAGGUCAAACUCUAGAUUUUGUUGGCUUAUAUCUUCCAGAAUCUGUAUUUUUUCAUGGCCAAUUUUGUGUAGUUGUCAGAUAUUGUGUGGUGCUUAAUACGAAUACAAUUGGUGAAGUUGAUAUUUAG
Messenger RNA from Olea europaea var. sylvestris, 1293 nucleotides. RefSeq lists its product as uncharacterized. Gene Ontology annotation, molecular function: DNA helicase activity. The transcript is spliced from 3 exons. The record is from RefSeq and is a predicted model, not a curated record. Gene Ontology annotation, biological process: telomere maintenance; DNA repair. The coding region runs from base 1 to 1293 and encodes 430 amino acids. Lineage: Eukaryota; Viridiplantae; Streptophyta; Magnoliopsida; Lamiales; Oleaceae.